Molecule: messenger RNA, 3316 nt
Organism: Dermatophagoides pteronyssinus (European house dust mite)
Lineage: Eukaryota; Metazoa; Arthropoda; Arachnida; Sarcoptiformes; Pyroglyphidae
Product: ABC transporter G family member 20-like
Cellular component (GO): membrane
Molecular function (GO): ATP hydrolysis activity; ATP binding; ABC-type transporter activity
Source: RefSeq, a predicted model, not a curated record
AUUUACGACGACAACAUCGAUCAGCUAUAUUUGUGUUUUGUUUUGGUCAGUUCGGUAAAAUUAGUGACCAUAUGAAUUCUAUCGAAAUCAAUUUUUGAUUCUUUUUUGACCACACGUGUCAACACGUGCAACGUAUGUGAUUUUCGUCAAUUUAAAAAAGCAUCAUCAUCAAGACAUUUGAUUGAUUAGCACAGUUUUUAAAUUUUAAAAAUCGACGUACAUCAUUUUGUAUCAUAUUCGUCGAAACAUUUCUAUUUGGGUAUUUUUUCCAAUAGGCUUUUUCAUUUUCCCCAUAUACGUCAGCUACAAAACAACAACAACAUUAUAAUCAUAUCAUCGUAUUCACACCAUUCCAACAUAUAACGCUAUCAACAUCGUCAAAAUAAAUAUUUCACCAAAAAAACUACAAUAAAAUUAAAUAACGACAAAUAAUAGAUAUAUCGACAAGAGGACAAACACAAAUAGAAAAUGAUAAAAAAUCCUUUCACCAAUCAUUCAUAUGUAUCGGAUGAAGCGGAUGUUGUCGCUAUCAAUGAUAAUCGACAUGCGUCUCUCAAUCGUUUCCGUCGUUUAACGUCAGUAAACGAGACUGACGAAAAAGUUAAACGUGAUCCGGCGUUAGCUUUGGCCAAAUUGGUUGAAAAAACAGAAAAGAAUGGAGUCUAUGUCAAUAAAGGUUUGAUCAUGGAAGAUGAACGUUCAACACAAUCCACACCAGGAGCUAUUACACCAACAAGUAUUCGUCCACCAAAAAUUGCUGUCGAUGUUCGUGAUGUUACAUUUGCCUAUGGUUUUGGACAAAAAUCAUUACUAACCUUGAAGAAAAUCAAUGUUUCAGUGCCACAAGGCAAAAUUUAUGCUCUUCUUGGAUCCAGUGGUUGUGGCAAAACAACCUUAUUAAGAUGUGUACUUGGUCGGUUACAACCACAAUCCGGUGUAAUUCGGGUAUUCGGCCAGGAACCUGGAUCGGAAUACAGUCCAGUACCCGGUCCUGGUGUUGGUUAUAUGCCACAAGAAUUGGCAUUAUUUCCUGAUUUCACCAUCAAAGAAACUUUAAGAUAUUUCGGGCAAUUAUAUCGAAUGUCACCAAAAGAAAUCAAAGCAAGAACCAAAUUUCUCAUAACACUUCUUCAUUUACCGGAAAAAAAUCGUCUAGUUUCACAACUUUCAGGUGGUCAACAACGGCGUGUAUCGUUGGCAUCGGCAUUAGUACAUCGUCCACCAUUGUUGAUUUUGGAUGAACCAACCGUAGGUGUUGAUCCAGUUCUACGUAAAGCUAUUUGGGAACAUUUAGAUGCAUUAUGUCGGGAAGAUGGCUUGACAGUUAUCAUUACCACUCAUUAUAUUGAAGAAGCCAGAACAGCCGAAACUGUUGGUCUAAUGCGUUUCGGACGUUUAUUGGUACAAUCAAAUCCAGAAGAAUUACUAGUUAGACAUGGUUUGCCUACAUUGGAAGCUGUAUUCUUGAAACUUUGUCAAUUAGAUUCAGCACAAAUCCCCGAAAGUGUUAAAACUGAUGCGGCCAACAAUACUAUUGUCGCUUAUAGUGGCGGUAGUGAUGCGAUUGAAACGAAAAAAGUGGAUGAUAAUCUUCCCAUGGUCACUGUUAAUUAUGAAAAAAGUGAUAUCGAAAGAAGUCCAAACAACAACAACAACAGUGAUGAUAAUAAUAAUAUUGCCAAUAAUAACAAUGCUAUCAGUCUUGCGCCAAAUACUGCUGGUAAUCUUUUGAUUCCAAUGUCAACAUCGUUCAAAGAUGUAUCGGCACGAGCAACGCCAUCUACACAAAGUCCACGAAUGUCAUUUUCGGAACGAGGAUCGACCGGUGAUUUUGCCCAAUUACAGUUACAAAAUCAAAUCAGUGUCGAAGGCGAACGACGGCGAAUGUUCGAUUUGAACCGUGUUAUGGCAUUAUUCAUCAAGAAUUCUAUUCGUCUGAAGCGAAAUGUUCCCAUUCUGUUGUUUUAUUUCUUUUUACCUUCCAUUCAAAUUGCCUUGUUUUGCAUAUGUAUUGGACAAGACCCGAAAAAUAUUCCGGUUGCUGUUUAUAAUGCUGAAGAUCCACCUGGUCUAAGUGCCGAAUAUCUUUCGUUUGUUAAUCCGGAAAUUGUUGUACAAGUACCUUAUCCAUCAUUGGAAGAAGCGCGACAAGCGGUUGUGGAUGGUAAAGCAUGGGCUGCAUUGCAUUUUUCACAUAAUUAUUCGGCAUCCUUAAAUCAAAGAAGAAUAAUGGCUGGAAAAGCGGAUAACGACACAAUCGAAUCAUCCAACAUAAAACUUUACCUGGAUAUGUCCAAUCAGGUUAUUGGAUUUGUUUUGUUGCGUACAUUUUUCCUGGCGUUUCAAUCAUUUGCACAAGAUUAUCUAUCGAUUCUCGGUUAUAAUCCAGCUACAGUAACAUUACCGAUAACAAUUGAAAAAGUCAUCUAUGGUACUGUCAAUCCAUCGAUGACUGAAUUUAUGGCACCCGGUGUUAUCAUACUGAUUGCAUAUUAUGCGACAACUGCAUUGACUGCAUUGUCGCUAGUAUUGGAACGUAAAGACGGUCUAUUGGAACGAUCAUUAGUAGCCGGUGUGAAUUCCUUCGAAUUUCUCAUAUCACAUAUUAUGACACAAACUAUUGUCCUUUCUAUACAAGAAGUAUUCAUGUUGGCAACAACAUUCUAUAUAUUUAAAGUGCCAUCAAGAGGUCCAAUGAUUUGGGUUUUUUCAUUAACAUUUUUCCAAGGUUUGUUUGCCAUCAAUUGCUUAUCAAUUUCUAAUUUGAUCAUUCCGUUAGGUGUGGCUGGCGUCAUGUUUGGAUUGUUCAUAUCAUCACUUUGUGCUGAUGAGGUAUCAGCUGCCAUGUUAGGUAUGGGAUCAUUUUUCCCGACCAUUAUGUUGGGCGGUAUUUUCUGGCCCAUUCAAUCCAUGCCUGAUUGGAUGGCAUCGCUGGCCGCCUUUUUGCCGCAAACAUUACCCGUUGAAUCGAUGCGUUUUAUACUGUCGCGUGGUUGGGGUGUAGAAUAUUUCGAAGUAACAUUGGGUUUUAUUGCCACAUGGGGAUGGAUUUUGGUAUAUUUGGUUGCCGCUGCAUUUAUAUUCAAAAAAUACACUUAGUCAUCAUAGUCAAUCAGUGAUUGCCUUCUCCUCAUCAAUCAAUCAACAACAAACCAAAUCAUACGCAUUCCUCAUCAUAUUCUCUUUUUGUGCAGGGUUUUUUUCCCAAACAAAUUUAGUUUUUUUGGUUCUAUGUAUUUUUUCUUUGGCUAAACUUUUUGCUUAGAAAUAGAAUUUCAAAAUCAAUCAUCACAAACAAAAUCCGAAUCGAUUGAAU